Molecule: messenger RNA, 1269 nt
Organism: Synchytrium microbalum
Lineage: Eukaryota; Fungi; Chytridiomycota; Chytridiomycetes; Synchytriales; Synchytriaceae
Exons: 13
Coding region: 1-1269 (422 amino acids)
Biological process (GO): glycolipid biosynthetic process
Cellular component (GO): plasma membrane
Source: RefSeq, a predicted model, not a curated record
AUGGAACAAGCUUUGACGCGCAGAGCUGGAAGGCCAUAUGACAUAAUCGUCUGGGGAGCUACUGGUUUCACUGGACAGCUCGUUGCUGAAUACUUGGCAAGAUCUGGACCUGCCGAUUUACGAUGGGGAAUAGCUGGCCGUUCAGCCAAGAAACUGGAAGAAAUCAAACAAAUGGUCGAAUCAAUUCGCAAAUUCUCCAAAUUCCAGGUCUUUGUCGCCGACUCGGAUGACAAGGCAUCACUCGAUGCAUUUGUAGCUCAAACUCGUGUAGUCUUGACAACCGUCGGACCAUUCAUGAAGUACGGAAUGAAACUCGUCGAAUCAUGUGUAAACAACCAAACACACUAUAUCGACUCGACUGGCGAAUCGCCGUUUGUCAAGAAGGCUAUUGACUUGUAUGGCGAGAAGGCCAAAGCUGAGGGAACUAUAUUGGUGCCUAUGAGUGGAUUCGAUAGUGUACCUGCAGAUCUGGGCUCUUUCUUGGUUGCUCAGCAUUUCAAGGUCAAGCAUGGAAAGAAAACGGCACAAGUUGCUGCUUCAGUUGUUAAGAUGUCUGGUGGUAUCUCGGGCGGUACUCUUGCGUCUAUGAUCAAUAUCAUUAAUAGUGGUGAAAUGGGAUCCGCAGCAGGUCCGUAUGCGCUGACCCCAAAAGAGUACAUUCCUGCUGAUCCAAAAGCCGCACCUGGUCCAACCAUAUUGAAAUACGAUCCAAUCAUCAAAAUGUGGCGAUGUCUGUGGCUUAUGGAAGCUGUCAACACUCAAGUCGUCAUGCGAUCAAAUGGUCUUUUUGGCAACCAAUAUGGAAGCAAGUUCAAAUACUCUGAAGCUAUGGGACGCAAAAGUAUCUUCUCUGCAAUUGCAAUCAACGUUUCGAUGGGUGUGGCAAUUAUCUCCGUUUUGAUUCCCGUGGUACGAUGGUUCUUGGCAUAUAUGAUUCCUCCAGGAACUGGUCCUACUCGAAAGCAAAUUGAAAAUGGUUCAAUCCAUAUGGUCUUUACUGGAGUCUCUGAAACUGCUUCUACUGAGGAAAAGCCUCUUCAAGCUAUAGCAGAAAUCAAGUUCUACAAAGAUCCUGGUUAUGGUGAAACUGCGAAGAUGCUGGCUGAAUCAGCAUUGAGUGUCCUUGAUCGUGAGAAAAUGAACAAGUUGCCGGACGGUGCCUUUAAACCUGUUCCUGCGGGUUUCUUGACUCCUGCUACAGCUUUUGGCAAUAUCUUGAUUGAUCGAUUGAUAAAAUCAAACUGGAGUGUGACUGUUCGUGACGCUUGA